Messenger RNA from Pieris macdunnoughi, 963 nucleotides. NCBI's taxonomy places the organism in Eukaryota, Metazoa, Arthropoda, Insecta, Lepidoptera, Pieridae. The record is from the annotation of a GenBank genome assembly.
AUGUCACGCGUUGCUCUCGUCACUGGUUCCAAUAAAGGUAUCGGAUACGCCAUAGUAAAGGCUUUGUGUCAAAAAUUUGACGGCGUUGUUUACCUUACCUCUCGUUCCGAAGUCCUCGGCAAAGCAGCUAUCAAUAAACUAAACAAACUUGGACUUCAACCCGAAUAUCAUCAACUUGACGUCACGAAUAGAGAUAGUGUUAUCGCGCUUAGAGAUCACAUAGCAUCGAAACAUGGAGGUUUAGAUAUUCUCAUCAAUAAUGCUGGUUAUGUCAACAGUGUACUCUUCAAUUCUUAUAAGGAGGAAGAGAAAGUGAUCGACAUUAACUACAGGGGUGUUCUGACCAUGCAGGAACUGAUAUACCCUAUGGUAAGAAAUAAUGGUAGAAUAUUAAAUGUAUCCAGUGACUGUGGACACCUGUCCAACAUCAGAAACAAAUACUGGAUAGACAGGCUAUCGAAAAAGGAUUUAAAAAUAUCUGACAUAAACGAAUUCGUUGACUGGUAUCUCGAUUCCAAGAAGAGCGGUAGUUUUAACCCAGAUGAUUUAGUUGAUAAAGGUAGUAUAGCUGCCUAUAGAGUAUCAAAAGUGGCCUUGUGUGCACUAACAAUGAUACAGCAAAAGGAUUUAGAGUUUAAGAACAUCAGCGUAAAUUCUGUUCAUCCAGGCUUCGUUAGAACUGAUAUGACUAUGAAACUUGGAUUCUUGUCCACUGAUGAGGCAGCCAAAACUCCAGUGUAUUUGGUUUUAGAGGCACCUGAGUCUCUGCGAGGUGCCUACGUGUGGCACGAUGGAACGGUUUUAGAUUGGUUCGAUCACACAGCAAAUGUUUACUUCACGACAAAAUUUGCUAGGAGUUGGGUACUGAGCAGUGUUAUUGUCAAUAUAAAAGAGUAUAUUUUUAUGUGGAUAAAUUAUAUUUUAGAAAAAGUAAGGCUACCUAUAACAAAUAAAACUUUGUAA